AUGAUUUAUGGAUAUUAAAAAAGAGUCAGAACAGUCUGAUUAAUUGUAAACAGAAACGAAAAAGAAUAAAAGAAAUAACACUAACUGAUAGCUAAUAGUUCAGUUUUUUGUUUGUUUUUUAAUUUAAUUUUGUUGGCUCCUUAAGCGAUAGAACAUAUUUGAGAACAACAACAACAAAAUGACCGAAAAUCAGACAGAGAACAUAAUUCAAACGAUAAAACUUACGCAAAAGCUACGUGCAAGUGUCGCACACGUUUUCCAGAAUCUAGGAGAUGGUUGCUCUGUUGCGAAAGGAAAUGAGAAGCAAAUUCUAAACACGUUCCAUGAGUCUCUGCUAGACGUAAACAAUGACUUCAGUGAACUGGAAAAAGCAUGUGGUUCACUGCAGUCUCUGUCCUCAGUUAUACCAAACAGUAUUUACCUGAGUAUUGAUCCUGCUAUAGACAAGUCACCAGUGUACACACAGAUAUUCCAGGCAUACAAAUGGUCCAACAAGGUGUCCGACCUGGCAGGGUAUGGGGCCUCUGUUUUAGAUGCCCAUGUCAAAAUAAAAAGAACACAACAGAUGGGUGCAGCACAGGCUAAAAAAUUGAAAAGAACUCCACCAACCGGACAUGCUUAUGGUCCAAGUAUUGUAGAAAAUUAUGCUGCACGUUUUAACCAGAAGGCAGGAGGUUUAUCAGUACAAGUGACACGUCCUCUAGGUAGUCAUGCUGUGUUACAGGUAACGUUAGGCCAUAUAUUAAAGGCCCAGGUGGCGCUGCGUGGGUUGAUGAUAGAGUGGGUUAAUGUACGAGGAUAUACAGAGGAAAAUCCAGAUGAAUCGAAGGUCAGACUUGAACUAUGGUCAAAGUCGAAGUAUCUAGUAUUUCAAAAGGUUACAGAGAGCGCUACAGCUGCAACUUUACAUUUCUACUCCCCACACAAUGCAGAAUUAUCUCUCACAUCUUUUAUGCACUGGUUCCAAAGAUACAGAACUUUAUUUUCUGCAUCAUGUCAAAAGUGUGGUAAACAUUAUUUGAACGGCCUUCCUCCGACAUGGCGGGAUUUACGUACAACAGAGCCAUAUCAUGAUGUUUGUAGACAAUAGCCUUUCCUGUAUGACUAAUAGCUUGAUGGAGCUGUCUGUAGACAAAGAUCUUACCACUGUUUGUAUAUACAACAGAACUGUGCCAUGGUGUGUGUUGAAAAUAUAGGAACAUCCAAAGCUGGGUUGUUUCUUCUGAAGGCAAAAACGUAUUUUGCCGUAGAUUUGAACAAUGCAGAUGUGUUUUGUGUCACCAGCGAUUCAGGUUCAACAGUUCAUUUGCAAGGUGUCUGAAGGACAAUAUACAGUCUGUGAGACUAUACAUCAUUGUGAACAAUACCAGUCAGUUGAUGUCUAAAUAUUCUUUUUGAAAUAGACUAUACCUGUAUAAAAGUAUGUUCUGGUAUGUGCACAACAGAAGUAUCAGUUGUCAGGUAUAGUUAUAUAUACAUUAUAGUUGGUAAUGUAUUACACAGGAUUCACAGUGAUUAAAAUUUCCUGGUGAUAUCGUGAGUUGCACUUACCUUUGUGACAGUCAUGCUUAAAUAUUUACAUUGAUGUCUAAAUAUUCUUUUUAAAAUAGACUAUACCUGUAUAAAAGUAAGUUCUGGUAUGUGCACAACAUCAUGUCAAAAGUGUGGUAAACAUUAUUUGAACGGCCUUCCUUCGACAUGGCGGGAUUUACGUACAAUCAUUAUGACAUUCAUUUCAUAUGAACGUCCGCAUUUAGUCUGGGAGAACAUUCCUUAGACAAUGUCGCAGUUGUUCCGUCUGGUGCACAGAAUGGCUGGGAAGCUGAUUUUAAUGUUAAAUGCCACAAAAUUUGUGCAAUUAAUAAUAUUAUCUUGUUUACAAAUGGAAAGGAAAUAUAAUAUAAAUAUAAGAAAUGAAACUGUUUUUUCGGUGUUCAUGGAAAAUGAAGGACAGAAUAGGAUCGGCAAAUAAAACAUGAAUCGUUCAUGGGAAAUGAACGACAGAAUAGGAUCGGCAAAUUAAACAUGAACUGCUAGCGCGAUUUAUGGAUUUGCCGAUCCUAUUCUGUCGUUCAUUUCCCACGAACACCGAAAAAAAUAGUUCCAUUUCUUAAAUGUCUGACAAUAUUCAAUACAGUACCAUUGUGUAUAGAGUAUAUAUUAUACCAGAUUUAUGUAGCACUCUUUUCAUGAAAAACACAUUCAAAGGCGCUUUAUAUACUGCAAAUCAAUGAUAUAGAUUCUUUUAGGCCACAUAAGUACAGUCCAACUCCAAAUGUUCUUACCCUGAUCCAAGCCCGCCCGCUUAGCUCAGUAGGUAGAGCAUUGGUCUACAGAUCGCGGGGUUGUGAGUUCCAUCCUCGGGCGGGGUGUAUGUUCUCCAUGACUAUUUGAUAAACAACAUUGUGUCUGAAAUAAUUAGUCUUCCACCUCUGAUUCAUGUGGAGAAGUUGGCAGUUAUUUGCGGAGAACAGGUUUGUACUGGUACAGAAUCCAGGAACACUGGUUAGGUUAACUGCCUGCCAUUACAUGACUGAAAUACUGUUGAAAAACGGCGUUAAACCCAAAACAAACAAACUUAAUCUGAUCCCUCGAAUACCACCCUUCACUCAACCUCCACCCCUGUUUUGGACAGAGUCCCUAUAUUAAAUGUAUUGUUCUACCUCGUAUUACUCAAAAAACAGAUAAUUCAAACUUUCAGACCAUACCUUCUCUCCUGACAAGUAUAGUAACACCUUGCUCGAACAGUGUCUUAAUUAUUGAUAAUCAUUUUGCACAUUUUAACAAUGCAUACUUCUUACACCUUGUGAAAUUAAAAUUUAUUUGCAACUGACAAUAGGUAAAAUGAACAUAUUUUGCUCACUGUGCAGUUAGAUAUUAUUGUUUAUUGUACAUCUUCAGUUUGAUUAUCGAAAACACAAUUGGAAGAUUUUUGGUAUUUAAUUAAAACUUCUCUAUGAUUGACUUUUUUUAGAUAAAUGCAAUUGUGUAUUCAUAAAAUGUUUACCUCUUAUAACAGAUAUGCAUAAAUUACGCAUGUAAGUUUGACAUGGUCUGUUCUAGAGUGUCAAAUACUAUUUCUCUUACAAUUUAUUCCGUUUGAAAUAAUGACAUGUUUUUAAUGAGCAUAAAGCAAAAAACAAUGGUUGUGUGUUGAUGGUUGUUUUGAAUGAGCAUAAAAUAAAUAUGAUAAAAUAAAUAGAAUCAGAAAUUUAA
Messenger RNA from Mercenaria mercenaria, 3216 nucleotides. RefSeq names its product mediator of RNA polymerase II transcription subunit 27-like. The record is from RefSeq and is a predicted model, not a curated record. Bases 179 to 1090 code for a protein of 303 amino acids. Gene Ontology annotation, biological process: regulation of transcription by RNA polymerase II. NCBI's taxonomy places the organism in Eukaryota, Metazoa, Mollusca, Bivalvia, Venerida, Veneridae. Gene Ontology annotation, molecular function: transcription coactivator activity. Gene Ontology annotation, cellular component: mediator complex. The transcript has 8 exons.